AUGGUAUUAUUGUUGCAUUGUUCAUCAAGGGGCUGUAAGGCUUCUGAUUGUCAACCCAAUACAAUAAGCACCAUCACUGUUGAUAUUUCAGGCCAUGGAAAUUUCACUUCAGUUCAAAGUGCCAUUGACUUUGUUCCUGAGGGGAAUACUCAAUGGAUACGUAUUCAGAUUUCUCCUGGAAAAUACAGCGAAAAAGUAGCAAUUCCAGUGAACAAGUCAUGUAUUUUUCUUGAUGGAGCAGGCAGAGAGUUGACAAGUAUUGAAUGGGGUGAUCAUGAAGAGACCCACACUAGUGCCACCUUCACCUCUUAUCCUGAUAACAUCGUAGCCAAAGGCAUUAAAUUCAAGAAUACGUACAAUUUACCGGAUGGUCUGAACAAAAUCGACAUAAUGAAAGAGGAACUCAUUUGGAAACAAGCAGUGGCUGCUAGAAUCUUAGGAGAUAAAUGUGCUUUCUACGAAUGUGGCUUUGUAGGGCUACAAGAUACCUUAUGGGAUGAAGAGGGACGCCAUUACUUCAAUUCAUGCUAUAUUGAAGGUUCUGUUGAUUUCAUUUUUGGACAAGGUCAAUCUAUUUACGAGGGAUGUGAAAUAUCAGUAAACAUAGGAAGAUUCGCCCCAGGAGUAACUGGGUAUAUAACAGCACAAAGGAAGCAACAACCACAAGAUUCGAAUGGAUUUGUGUUCAAAAAUUGUAACAUCAGUGGGACUGGCACGGUUGAUCUUGGAAGAGCUUGGGGACCUUAUUCUACUGUUGUUUUCUAUAACUCAACCAUGUCAGAUGUCAUAGCUCCUGAGGGUUGGAAUGCUUGGAACUUCGUUAACCAUGAGGCAAAUUUUACUUAUGUAGAGGAAGACAAUAAAGGACCAGGAGCCGACACUUCCAAACGAGUCCCAUGGGAAAAGAAACUAGAUCCAAAUGAACUCCAGAAAUUCUUGAACAUGUCGUACGUCGAUGAAGAUGGUUGGCUUUCCAAGACACCUGAUUUAACAUUCUACUAUUAAUACGUUGUGAUUCUGAAAACAAAAGAUUUGCACUGUAUAUGCGCACACAUGCAAAAUUCUACUAUUAAUAAUAAGGAUAUUAAUUAAA
Molecule: messenger RNA, 1093 nt
Organism: Manihot esculenta (cassava)
Lineage: Eukaryota; Viridiplantae; Streptophyta; Magnoliopsida; Malpighiales; Euphorbiaceae
Product: probable pectinesterase 29
Exons: 5
Coding region: 1-1005 (334 amino acids)
Biological process (GO): cell wall modification
Molecular function (GO): pectinesterase activity
Source: RefSeq, a predicted model, not a curated record